Messenger RNA from Nannospalax galili (Upper Galilee mountains blind mole rat), 2941 nucleotides. RefSeq names its product phosphatidylglycerophosphate synthase 1 (gene Pgs1). Gene Ontology annotation, cellular component: mitochondrion. Bases 979 to 2322 code for a protein of 447 amino acids. Lineage: Eukaryota; Metazoa; Chordata; Mammalia; Rodentia; Spalacidae. The transcript is spliced from 10 exons. Gene Ontology annotation, molecular function: CDP-diacylglycerol-glycerol-3-phosphate 3-phosphatidyltransferase activity. The record is from RefSeq and is a predicted model, not a curated record. Gene Ontology annotation, biological process: cardiolipin biosynthetic process.
UGAUUGCUGGGAUUAAAGGUGUGUGCUAUGAGGCCCCGCUGAAAUUUGUUAUUUUAUGUAUGCAUUUUGAGACAGAGUCUCUGUAGCAAGUUUCAUAUAGACCAUGCUGGUUUUGAAUUUGCUGUAUAAGGGAGAUUGCGUGAUCUUCUGUUACUGGAUUACAGGCCCGAGUGACCAGGCCAGGCUUUGUAUGAGAUUUGGUGGGGCAGCUCUGUGCCUCAAAGCUGCAGGUUCUGCGUCUGACAAAGUGGAAAACACCUCCAUUCUGUAGGGCUUUCCCAUGGUUCCAGCACCCUGGUGGGUCAGCUGUUAACUACAAAGUCAGAUCCUGUGCAGGUCUAACACAUUCACAGGGCUGUCCAAGUCUAAGAGUCUUCCGUAAUGGUUCAGGAAAAGAAAUCUGCUGCUUAUCAGUGGCUGUGGAUCUGGCAGGUGGCAGGGAGGGUCCAGCCUCAAGACGCUGAGCUGUCGCCAGCAUCCUUCCCCCGGAGCCCCAGAGGUGAGCACAGGGUUGGGACUGUCAAUCUGACAGGUGGCAGGGAGGGUCCAGCCUCAGGGCACUGGCCUAUCCGCAGCAUCCUUCCUCGGGGGCUGGGCAGGUCUCGAACGCAGGGCUGGGACUGCCAAUCAGACGGUAGGAAUGGACGGUCCAGCCUCAGAGCUGUCUGCAGCAUCCUUCCUCCGAAGCCGGUGAGCUGAGCGCAGAGUGGGACUGUCAAUCAGACGGUAGGAAUGGAGGGUCCAGCCUCAGGGAGCUGAGCAGUCCGCAGCAUCCUUCCUCCGGAGCCGGGCAGGUCACCAUGGCUGUUCUUGGCUCCCUUGCUGUCUCCAGCUGUCCCCCAGGUUACCUCCCCGCCAUGCUGCCUGUGUCCCGAGGGUGUGCACAGAUUCCAGUGGAUCAGAAACUUGGUUCCGGAGUUUGGAGUCUCCAGCUCUCACGUCAGAGUGCUCUCUUCCCCUGCAGAAUUCUUUGAGCUCAUGAAGGGGCAGAUACAAGUAGCCAAGAGGCGGGUUGUGAUGGCAUCCCUCUAUCUGGGGAUAGGUCCUUUGGAACAGGAACUGGUGGACUGCCUGGAAAGCACUCUAGAAAAGUCACUGCAAGCAAAGUUUCCUUCUGGUCUCAAGGUCUCCAUUCUCCUGGAUUUCACUCGGGGCUCAAGGGGCAGGAAGAACUCUCGUACCAUGCUGCUCCCGCUCCUGCAGCGGUUUCCUGAGCACGUGCGCGUCUCCCUCUUCCACACGCCAAACCUCCGAGGGCUCCUCCGACUCCUUAUCCCUGAGCGAUUCAACGAGACGAUCGGCCUCCAGCACAUCAAGGUGUACCUCUUUGACAAUAACGUCAUCUUGAGCGGAGCAAACCUGAGCGACUCCUACUUCACCAACCGCCAGGACCGCUAUGUGUUCUUGCAAGACUGUGCUGAGAUCGCAGACUUCUUCACAGAGCUGGUAGACGCAGUGGGGGAUCUGUCCCUGCAGCUGCAGGCUGAUGACACAGUGCAAGUGGUGGAUGGGAUGGUACAUCCUUACAAAGGUGACAGGGCUGCGUACUGCAAAGCUGCCAAUAAGCGGGUCAUGGAUGUGAUCCAGUCAGCCAGGACCCGGCAGCAGAUGCUGCAUGCGCAGACCUUCCAUGGUGACUCUCUGUUAAGCCAGGAAGAGGCCGCUGCUGCCGGAGACCGGAGACCAGUGCCUGACACCUGGAUUUACCCGCUGAUCCAGAUGAAGCCUUUUGAGAUUCAAAUAGACGAGAUAGUUACGGAGACCCUGCUGACUGAGGCCGAGCGAGGGGCUAAGGUCUUUCUCACCACUGGCUACUUCAAUCUGACUCAAGCCUAUAUGGACCUGGUCUUAGGCACACGGGCCGAGUACCGGAUCCUGCUGGCCUCACCUGAGGUGAACGGCUUCUUUGGGGCCAAGGGUGUGGCUGGCGCCAUCCCAGCUGCCUAUGUGCACAUUGAGCAACAGUUCUACCACGAAGUGUGCAGCCUGGGGCAGCAGGAGCGGGUCCUGCUGCAGGAAUACCAACGCAGGGGCUGGACCUUUCAUGCCAAAGGCCUCUGGCUGUACCUGGCAGGGAGCAGCCUGCCCUGUCUCACGCUGAUUGGCUCUCCUAAUUUUGGGUACAGGUCAGUUCACCGGGACCUGGAGGCCCAGAUUGCCAUUGUGACAGAGAGCCGAGCCCUGCAGCAGCAACUCCAUCAGGAGCAAGAGCAGCUCUACCUGCGCUCAGGCGGCGUGUCCUCCACUACCUUUGAGCAGCCAGGUCGGCAGGUGAAGCUGUGGGUGAAGAUGGUGACUCCACUGAUCAAGAACUUCUUCUGAAGACACACAGGGAUGGCCUUGAUGAAGAUGACGGGCAUGGCUGGCGUCAGAUCCUUCAGCUUUGCUUCGGCGAUGACUCCGGUCUGGGUAUCCCAGCGAGCUCCUGUGGGGGCAGUGUGGCGAGGUCAGGGCAGCCCUGGUGGGCCUGAGCUGUCUGGAGUGCUGGCACCGAGGCACUGGCAGGGAGAGGCCUGGCCUUGCACCUCCCCAACCUUUCAGGGACAGGCCAGUAUCCCGUGACCCCUGAAAAGUUCUGGCCAGGUGCCAGGGGCUGAACGUGCCAAACACGGAGGUGUGAACUGAGGACCUGCUGGCGGACUGUGCGUGUGCUAACGGCUCUGAGGAACAGCCUGGCACUACAGCUCUGGGGCUGCGUCUGUACAGAUCCGUUGUGUUUUCAGAGCCUCAUCUCAGCCUUCAGUGGCAGGAAAUUGGAAACACAGCUGAUGAUUGCAGCUAUGAUCCCUGACUCCGUGUGAAAUGUCUACCCGGAGUGCACGUAUGCUGUAAACUGUGUAUGUGCCUAUGUAAACCCUGUCUGCUGCUCUGUCUCAUCAUCCUAUUUAAUGAUGUUCAUAUUUCCUGUGUAGUAUCCCACAAUAAACAUGGAGAACAGUUA